UUGAUCGCAUCACGGCAACACACACAUACACCACGCGUGCGGAACCUAAGUACUCUUCUAAAUGGACCAUCCCACACCGACCCGUCCGAAAAUCCCUAGACAUCGAUUGAUGACUUGAUACACACAUGCAACUUCCCCGGAAAAGAUUCCUUUGAAGCGCCUAUUUACACAUCCAUCUCCUUCGUCAUCACGGGUCAGCACCCGCUCGUCAUGAUCCUCGGAACCGACCCGGGCGGAAACUUGUGGUCAAGUUUAUUUAAGUACUAAACACGGUGGUCUUCACACCCCAUCGUCUGCGUCAUUGUCUCCGCGUUCCCUCCUCCCUCUCUUCUUCCCCUCAUGUCCGCAGCAGAACAACUCGCGUCGCGCGAUACGACACCCACCGUAGCCGGUGAUGAAUCUGGACGAGACAAAGAGAGAGAUUCGGAGUCACUAGACGACAUUAUUGUAGACUGGGAUGGGCCGGACGAUCCACAGAAUCCCAAGAACUGGAGCAAACGCAAAAAAUGGGCUGCGACGUUGGUUAUAUCGCUCUUCACGUUGAUAUCCCCGCUCUCGUCAAGCGUCACCGCGCCCGCAAGCCAGAAGAUUGCGAAGGAAUUCGGGAUCACGAGUGAAGUGGAGAUAGCAUUGCUGACCUCUAUCUUUGUGCUCGCCUACGCUAUCGGCCCUUUGUUUCUGGGCCCACUCUCGGAAAUCAUCGGACGGAGUCGUACAAUGCAAGGCGCCAACUUGUUCUAUCUGCUAUGGAAUUUCGUGUGUGGAUGGGCACGAAAUAAAGGCGAGCUUCUGGCAUUCCGUUUCCUUGCCGGAAUUGGGGGUAGUGCCCCGCUAGCUAUCGGCGGAGCCGUGCUCGGUGACAUAUGGAAGCCGGAAGAGCGUGGACAGGCCAUUGCUUUGUUUUCUCUGGCACCGCUGCUGGGACCUGUCAUCGGGCCUGUGUGCGGUGCGUUCAUUGCGGAGAGGACGACAUGGAGAUGGGUGUUCUGGGCGACCUCUGCUUUCACCGUCCUCAUCCAGCUACUCGGAGUCCUCUUCAUUCGUGAAUCAUAUCCGCCUGUCCUGUUGGAGCAGAGGGCAGAGCGAAUGAGGAAAGCCAUGGACUCGGAGAAGGGCCGGAAACAGAGAAUACGCUCCGUUUUCGCAACAGAAGAGCGAUCAUGGAAGAAAUUACUUAGGACCGCAUUGACGAGGCCGUUCAUCCUGCUUUACAACGAGCCUAUCGUCCAGAUCCUCGCUCUGUACAUGGCCUUCAUCUAUGGCGUUUUCUAUCUUUUCCUCACAUCCAUGUCAGUCGUCUUCGAACAAGUUUAUCACGAGCAAGUCGGCAUCGCAGGGCUCAAUUAUAUUGCGCUCGGUGUUGGCGUGACGCUGUCGUCACAGAUCAAUGCAAGGGCUAUGGACCGUAUAUACGUAGCACUCAAGGCAAGGAACGGGGGAGCCGCACGUCCCGAAUAUCGACUCCCUUCGAUGGUUCCCGGAACAUUCGCUUUGCCGAUUGGACUUUUCCUGACAGGAUGGACGGUUCAGAACAAAGUGCAUUGGAUUGUGCCCGACAUCGGCAUUGCGUUUGUCGGGAUGGGCGUGAUUCUCAACUUCCAGUCGAUCCAAAUAUAUCUUAUCGACGCGUUCACGCUGUACGCCGCGUCUGCCCUAGCCGCGGCAUCCUUCCUGCGCUCAAUCUGUGGCUUCGGAUUCCCGUUAUUCGCCCAAUCGAUGUACAAUAAAUUGGGAUACGGCACGGGCGACUCGAUCCUGGGCGCCGUAGCCAUCGUCAUAGGAUGUCCCGCCCCGUGGGUGUUGUGGAAAUACGGCGCACAAAUCCGCGCGAGAAGUAGAUUCGCGGCCAAGCAGGGCCCGGUCGCUAGCCAGAAAUAGAACUAAUGUCGCGAAUGCCUAAUGAGCUAAUGAGUUGCAUCUGAAUACUGUACACUGGCUACCGUCAUGACACCGCGCGUUUGAACAGUGCCCAACCGCACUGUGCAUGCUCGCUUGGAAGAGAACCAACCCACUUGAUCGGGUCGGAUGCGCGGCCGAGAUGUCUUGCGGCAGCGAGGUGCAGACAGCAGAUGUAUACCGUGUAGUGUUGUCUCAACUGUUGAACUUCGGAUCGUUGACAGGC
Mycena citricolor is the source of this 2122-nucleotide messenger RNA. The record is from the annotation of a GenBank genome assembly. Lineage: Eukaryota; Fungi; Basidiomycota; Agaricomycetes; Agaricales; Mycenaceae.